Messenger RNA from Tribolium castaneum (red flour beetle), 5322 nucleotides. RefSeq lists its product as uncharacterized. The coding region runs from base 1 to 5322 and encodes 1773 amino acids. Gene Ontology annotation, molecular function: catalytic activity; nucleic acid binding; zinc ion binding. The transcript has a single exon. Lineage: Eukaryota; Metazoa; Arthropoda; Insecta; Coleoptera; Tenebrionidae. The record is from RefSeq and is a predicted model, not a curated record.
AUGGAGGACGAAAAAGGAAAUAAGUUUACUGCACAGGGGGGAAGUUCCCCAGUGCCGGUCGCCGGAGGUGGUAAAGCGGGCCUCUCCCGACCGUCAGCAAGCAACCGUGGGGCAUCUUCGGUGGGCAACCAGGCCGAGAUGCUUCUUGCUACUGGAGAGAAAGAGAAAGACCAAGCGGAGGGGGCUGGAAGAGCUUCUGGUAGUAUGGUGGAUACACCGAAAACAGGUCCUCUACACAGCAGAUUAAAUCUCACUAGCAGACUACAGAGGUGUAGUUCCCUAUCGGAGGGCAGUACAAAAAAGAGGAAGUACGUCGACUCAUCGCCAAGUCCAAAGACUGCUUACAAUAAAAAGGAAAGUGCAGUAGCCUUCUCGGCGAUUGAGGCAAUAGGAAAUAUCGUCAAAAUAGCGGAGAAGCUGAAUAACACCAUCAAAGCAUCGUACCAGCCCAAGAAAGAGAUCGUACAUAUGGUGGAGAGCAUCAAUAGGAACACUAAAGUUUUCGCAAAUGAGUCCAUAAAGGCCUGGUUGGAGGAAGUGAGAUGGGAGCCUGUAGAAAGGAUCACCUACGAUGCGGAUGCGCAGACGGACCCGCCACAGGAGGCUGAGGAUACCAAGACUCUCAGAGCGGAGCUGGAGGCGGUUAAACAGCAAGCAGCUAAGCAGGCAAAGGAAAUUGAGAUCCUCAAACGGACGCUCCAAGAUCUUGAAAGGGAAAGGGAGCAGAAACAAGGGGUAGACGCCACCGCCCAAAGCACCGAUGACGACAAAGAAUCCAUCAGGAGGGAAAUCCUGACACAGAUGGACCGUCCCGGCACAUAUGCGGAGGUUGAGAGAGUACUAAACCUAGAAUGGCCGCAAGACGUCUAUCAAGCUACGAAGGUAAUCAAGGGAUCACCGCUUGCCGCAUCUAGAGACUGGGACCUGGGAAUUUUCCUCAACGAAGAGGAUGGGGGUUUAGACACCACAGCUAUGGGGAGGCUGUUCAAAGAGAGAUACCCAGAAUUGGUCGAGGAAGAGGAAGAACAAGACGACAUCUCUUACAUUGUACAGACAACGAAGUUCAAGUCAAAGGUAAACACAAAAUACGUAUGGAAGAUUCGGAUCGAGAAGUCGAUGACAAAUUGGGAAGAUAAAGCAUUAAAUGCAGAAAUCUUAAAGAAACUGAGGGACAUUGCUGAUGCAAUGCAGGUCGAAGGUAGGGUAAAAGUUGCCAUCCCAAUCCCUCCGAGGGCAUCCCUCGAUCAGCUAAGAAAACUGGCGGAAAUCGCUUUUAGGAACAAGGGAAGAGAACUGGCUAUACAUGUUCCCCAAAAUUUCACCGUAAACGGGAUACCCACGGCAAAUCCAAAUCCAAAACAAACAAAGAGAAGAGGUGUGGAAAAACAAACUGGGGCACUCAUAGUACGGAAGCCUGGGUGCGAGUAUAUUGACCUUCUCAAGAAAGUCAAAAAGACAUUGGGUAACUCGGAGAAUCUUAAAAUAUAUAAGGCACUCAAGACCAAUAAGGGCGACCUUCUGAUCGUUACCGAGAAUAACGAGGAAGCAUUGGCAAACGCCAGGAAGACAAUAGUGGAAGAGGACAACGCCAUAUCGGUGACAAUCAGCAGACCUAGGGGAGAGGGAAUGGAGCUACAUAUCGGAAACAUCGAAGCCGAUAUCACAGCGGAACAAAUCUCGGAAGCUGUCGGAAAGAAAAUGGAGGUACAGCCCCAAGAAAUAGUUGUUAAAGCACUAAGGAAGGGACCAGCGGAAAUGCAGGUCGCGACGAUACAGGUCAAAAAGGACCUAGGAGAAAGCCUUUUAACCCAAAGGCAAAUCAGAAUAGGAUUGUGUCUAUGCACCACUACCGAGAAGGUCGAGCUCGUAAGAUGCUAUAAGUGCUGGGGACAGGGACACAUCUCCACAAAGUGUAGCGGACCGGAAAGAAAGAACCUGUGCAGGAAAUGCGGCAAGCCGGGGCAUAAAAUCUCAGACUGCCGGGGCAAUGAAUAUUGCUUACAAUGCAACGAGGAGGGCCACAGGACGGGAUCAAAUAAAUGCCCCGUUCGCAGAAAAGAAGUUAGGAAACUUAUCCGUAGCAUCAGUACAGCAAAGAACGGACAUCCACCCCAAACGGAAGAAAAACACAUGUCACAGAUGGAGACCGAGGAGGUAGGUAAAGUGCCAGAAGCCAGGACGGAUACAGCGAAACCACACAUAGAGGGGGACCUUCCCUCCCCCCUCACCAGCCCGGACCGGGCCGGGGCAGCCCGGUCCGGGACAGUCCCACCCGACACCCCAUGCGUCUCAACCGGACUCCCCAGCGACUCCCUUCGUCUUAGGGGCGGAGGAGGACGAGGAAGACCAACAGGACGCCCAGACAAAAUAAAAGUGUUGCAGUGUAACCUAAACCGAAGCAGGGAAGCCUUCCAGCUACUCCACGGAACAGUUCACGAUAGACAGAUAGACAUCGCGGUGGUGGCGGAACCAAAUAAGAAACUAUCCGAAAUGGGCCCUUGGACGCUGGAUAGGAGGAAAGACGUGGCAAUCAGACAAUUCAACAAGGCGGAGGCACUUAGGAAACAUAUUGGAAAUGGUUUCGUGGGAGUGGAGUACAGGGGGUACGCAUUAUAUGGAUGCUACAUAUCGCCCAACUCCACUCUGGAUGAGUUCAAACAGCUCCUUAGGGAAUUAGAAGGCCACCUAAAUUCCAGCGGAGAGGAGUGCAUAAUUGUUGGCGAUUUCAACGCCAAGUCGCCGGCUUGGGGCUCCAAAAAAGAGGACGAAAGGGGACGGAUCCUUAUGGAUUGGAUAGCCCAAAGAGACUACACCAUUCAAAACACGGGGGACGAGCCCACCUUUGUGAGAGGGGAGAGCGUUUCCAAUAUAGAUCUUACAAUUACGUCGACCGGCCUCGCGGAUAAGAUUAAGAACUGGAAGGUACUCCCAGAGGAGAAUCUCAGCGACCACAGGGACAUCUACUUCGAAAUAUGUAAAACGAAAGAGGAAAACGAAGCAAGAACGAAGAGGGUAAGGAAGAGCUGGAAAAUCGACGGAGAAGGACUGAACAUCUAUCGAGAACUCGUGAGGAAGGAGAUCAGUGGUAGAGGCAGACACUGGUCAACAGGGACACUGAUGCAAAAGAUCGAGGAAAUGUGCAACUCCUCCUUUGCCACAUGUAGGGGGGGGCACCCAGCACACAAAAGACCAGUGUACUGGUGGAACCGAGACAUCGCCGAGCAAAGGGCAAAGUGCCUUAAAGCAAGAAGAACUCUUGGGCGGGGGCGUAAAUGCAGGAAAACUACGUCGGAACAAAUACAGCAAUUAGAAGACCGGUACAGAAUGACCAAGAAGGAACUUCGGGGACACAUAAAGAAGGCGAAGCAAACGGCGUGGAAAGAGCUGAUAGAAAUGAUAGAGGAAGACCCCUGGGGUAAGGGCUAUAAGGUAGCCAUGGGGAAGUUCAGAAAAGAGACGCCGCCCUCCAAGGAGGAGACGAAGGAAGCUGUGAAGAAGCUCUUUCCUCGUAGGGAACGGACGGUUUGGCAAAAGGAGCCCUGCCAGGAGAAGAUCGAGUUCAGCGAACAAGAGCUGAGGGAUGCAGCGAGCAGACUCCGGGUAAAGAGAGCACCAGGUCCAGACGGCAUCCAAGCCGAGAUUGUAAAACUGGUGGUGGAAGAGGCAACCAGUGACGUUCUUGCGGUGAUCAAUGCAUCCGCGGGAAAAGGAGAAUUCCCAACUAGGUGGAAAGAAGCCAAACUUGUAUUGAUACCGAAAACGAAGCAAGAUUCGGAAGGCAUUAGGAAGUUUAGGCCAAUAUGUCUCCUCGACAUUAUGGGAAAGCUCUUCGAGCACCUCAUCAGAUCCAGGCUAGAGAAAGAACUUGACGAGAAGGGGGGGCUGGCGGACUCCCAAUUCGGAUUUAGAAAAGGAAGGUCUACCUUAGACGCCAUGGAGGAGGUACUAAAGUUUGCUGAAACGGCCAACCGGGGCACCUGGGGCCGGAAGGACCUAUGUGCCAUCGUCGCCAUAGACGUCGAAAACGCUUUUAAUUCGGCUCCAUGGAAGAAAAUCAUCGAGGCACUAGAAGGAAAACGAAUCAACAAAGCCCUGUUAGCGCUCAUACAGGACUACCUGCAGGACAGGGGAAUCCUGGUGGGGGAAGGGGAGGAAUACGUCGAGAUGACGUGCGGCGUCCCACAGGGCUCGGUCUUGGGCCCGACUCUAUGGAACGUCCUGUAUGAUGCUGUGCUUAGGCUAGAGAUGCCCGUAGGAGUGAGGACGCUGGCGUUCGCAGACGACCUGGCCGUCCUGGUGUCCUCCAGAAACGAAGAGGAGAUGAUGGCGCUGGUAAACCAGACGUUACAAAAGGUGGCAGAGUGGAUGGAGGACACUGGACUGAGUGUGGCAGCGCACAAAACAGAGGCAACUUUACUCACGGGCAGAAGGAGGCCGCGUGAGAUUAAGUUCUCCCUGAUGGGCGAAGAUAUAUCUCCGCAAACCUCCAUAAAGUACCUGGGGGUCAGGCUCGAUAAGGAGUUAAGAUUUGCACCACACGUAGAGGAGGUUGCCGCCAAGGCGGAAAGGACAAUGGCAGCCCUGUCCAGGCUGAUGCCAAACACAGGGGGGGCGAAGCCAUACAGGAGGAGGAUGCUGGUGGCGGUGGCGCGGAGCCAGAUCCUGUACGGCGCUGAAAUCUGGGGGUCAAGGCACCUUAAAAGCAAAAGCCUGGAAAAACUGGAGAGGGCACAGAGGACGGCACUACUGCGGGUGACCAGCGCCUACCGUACCACCUCGAACGAGGCGCUACAGGUAAUCGCCGGAACGAAACCCAUGGCCCUGGCGAUCGAGGAGAGGGUAGAGAUCAGAAGGAUGGGUCCCGGGGCGCGGAAAGCCGUUGAGGACAGGACCCGCCGGAAAUGGCAAGCGGCCUGGCAGAACGCCCAGAACGGGGCGUGGACCAGAAAGUUGAUCCCAGAUAUCGGUCCCUGGCUGGACAGAAAACAAGGCCAUACCGACUUCUACCUGACCCAAGCCUUGACGGGUCAUGGAUGUUUUGGAACCUACCUGCACAGGAUAGGCAAAACUGCGGACGAGAGGUGCUGGUUCUGUGGUGAGGACAGGGAUGACCCGGAGCACACCCUCUUCUUGUGCGAGAGGUUCGACGGAGAAAGGCUCGAAUACAUGAAGAAGACUCUCACGUGGCCCAAUGCUGAGGAAUUCGUGGAAGUGAUGCUAUCAUCGGAAGAGAACUGGGCGAGCACCUCACAACUCGUCAGAAAUAUUAUAAGAACGAAGGAAAGGGAAGAGCUAAGGAGGGAAGGAAGGCUGCCAACUUAG